GGUCCAUUUAAUCUCUAAGAGUUGAGAAUUUCCAAAUUGAAUUCAUUUUGAGAGCUUUUAGUGAGAGUUGCCAAAAUGGCCAAAUUUUGGCCUCAUUUGGUUUAUUAUGCCUUGGCAUUAUGUUUGGUAGCUACUAAAAUUGUUGCUAGUAGCUACUCUCCACCACCACCUUAUAUCUAUACCUCCCCACCACCACCGUCCUCGCCGCCACCUCCACACUCGCCUCCACCACCACCAUCUCCUCCCCCACCAUCGCCUCCACCUCCACAUUCACCUCCACCACCGUCUCCACCGCCACCAUCACCUCCUCCACCUCACAAAUCUCCGCCACCACCCUCACCUCCACCACCUCAUAAGUCUCCACCACCACCAUCACCUCCUCCUCCCUAUGUUUACAGCUCACCACCACCGCCUCAUAAGUAUCCAUCACCAUCACCAUCACCAUCACCAUCACCAUCACCGACACCGACACCAGCUCCUGCUCCCUAUGUUCAAAGCUCACCACCACCACCCUCACCUCCUCCACCUCAUAAGUCUCCACCUCCUCCCUAUGUUCACAGCUCACCACCACCGCCUCCUUCAUCACCACCACCACCAUCACCUCCUCCACCUCACAAGUCUCCACCUCCACCAUCACAUCCUCCUCCCUACAUUUAUAGCUCACCACCACCACCACCACCAUAUUAUUACUAAACAAGAUCACUAUUUAUAUAGACUAUGAGGAUGUCAUCCAAAGUUAUAAGAUAGGAAAAAUAACAUGAGCUGCGGAAUUACAAAUAAUCGAAAUUUUCUAUAGGCCUUGAAUGCAGAUCCCUUUUCUUAAACAAUAAGGCUAGCUCCAUGUUGAUGAAUGUUGAUGCUUUAAAGCGCUGGAGAACAUUUCAUAAUUUUCUGUUGGAAACAUUUUGAAUACAUGGAAAAAUGUCUUUGAAAUUGUAAUUUUUAUUACUUUAAUAAUAUAUAAUCCGUAUGAAAAAUA
Pistacia vera is the source of this 979-nucleotide messenger RNA. Its product is annotated as extensin-1-like. The coding region runs from base 76 to 693 and encodes 205 amino acids. NCBI's taxonomy places the organism in Eukaryota, Viridiplantae, Streptophyta, Magnoliopsida, Sapindales, Anacardiaceae. The transcript is spliced from 2 exons. The record is from RefSeq and is a predicted model, not a curated record.